Messenger RNA from Cuscuta epithymum, 1176 nucleotides. The record is from the annotation of a GenBank genome assembly. Lineage: Eukaryota; Viridiplantae; Streptophyta; Magnoliopsida; Solanales; Convolvulaceae.
CGGCCGGUUGCAAGAUAUAGGAACUGUCCAAAAACAGAAUCGACUUUCAAUGCACAAAAGUCGUUGACUCUAUGGCACCCAUCAUCUUUGACUUCACCCAUAAUCUACCGUGUAAUUUCUACUCUGUCACGGCUCCACUGGUUAUCAUCAGCAUCUUCAUUUUCUCUACGAUCUGAUUUUCGCAGUCUUUCCAGCUCUCUUCUGCUCAUAUCCAUGGCCGAUACCGUCACAGAUGUCAACAUGGACGCUGUCCAGCGCCGCCUCAUGUUCGAAGACGAAUGUAUAUUGGUCGAUGAGAACGAUAACGUUGUAGGUCAUGAUACCAAAUACAAUUGUCAUCUUAUGGAGAAGAUUGAAUCUGAAAAUUUGCUACAUAGAGCCUUCAGUGUUUUCUUGUUUAAUUCAAAAUAUGAAUUGCUUCUUCAGCAAAGAUCUGCAACAAAAGUUACCUUUCCUUUGGUGUGGACAAACACUUGCUGUAGCCAUCCUCUUCACCGAGAGUCAGAGCUUAUUGCCGAGAAUGCUCUUGGCGUGAGGAAUGCUGCCCAAAGGAAGCUUUUAGAUGAGUUGGGCAUUCCUGCUGAAGAGGUCCCAGUUGACCAGUUCACACCAUUGGGCCGUAUGCUUUAUAAAGCACCUUCAGAUGGGAAAUGGGGAGAACAUGAACUUGACUACCUCCUGUUCAUCGUCCGGGAUGUCAGUGUGCAUCCUAACCCAGAUGAGGUCGCUGAUCUUAAAUAUGUGGACCGAGAGCAGCUGAAAGAGAUCAUGAAGAAAGCAGAUGCAGGGGAGGAGGAUAUAAAACUCUCCCCUUGGUUCCGACUCGUAGUUGAUAAUUUCUUAUUCAAAUGGUGGGAUCAUGUAGAGAAAGGGACUCUGAAUGAAGCUGUGGACAUGAAGACCAUUCACAAGUUGACCUAAACAGGUGGACUAUGAAUCUGCUUUGUUUAGAUUUUUUGUUUUUGUUUUUGGUUACUUUUGUGGGUUGGGUAUUUGUCUUUGUAGCAUCGUGCAUGUGCACUUUCAUGCAUUUCGAGAAAUUCCGCUUUAUAUUACAUUGGAUUUUUUCGUGGAAUUGGUGUUCCAACUUACAAUGAUCCGUAAGGUUCUUUACCUAACUACUCGUUUUAACUACUACAUAUAUAAUACGCUGCUUCCUUUUUUUUUCUUCUCGUA